CCAAUGUCGGGCGCUGAGUCAGGAGAAACUGAUUCAGAUGCUUUAGAACAAGAUGAUCGAGACUUACUGUGUGAUGGCGCAAAAGAAACACGUUACGUGGGGCUUAUAGAAGAAGAGUUUAAUCAGCACGUCGGUGAGCAAGUAGAAGAACUAGCUGAAGAAAAUAAGAGCUUAAUAUGGAUAUUGGUGAAACAAGUCCGUCCAGGCAUGGAUUUAAGUAAGGUGGUUUUGCCUACUUUUAUUUUAGAACCACGUUCGUUUUUGGAUAAAUUAUCUGAUUCAUAUUAUCAUGCAGAUAAAUUGUCGAGGGCUGUCGAAGAAGAUGAUCCAUUUACACGUAUGAAAAUGAUUGUUGAAUGGUAUCUAUCAGGAUUUUAUAAGAAACCCAAAGGCUUAAAGAAGCCUUAUAAUCCUAUAUUGGGAGAAACAUUUCGUUGCUAUUGGGAGCAUCCUAACGGCAGCCGUACAUAUUAUAUAGCUGAACAGGUUUCACAUCAUCCGCCAGUGUCGGCAUUUUAUGUAACUAAUCGACAAGAUGGUUUCUGUAUUAGUUGCUCUAUAUUGGCUAAAUCAAAAUUUUAUGGUAACAGUACAUCAGCAGUACUUGAAGGUGUUGCCACACUUACACUUCUGCCACGUGGCGAAAGUUAUACGUUAACCACACCUUAUGCACACUGUAAGGGAAUUUUAAUGGGCACACUUUCAAUGGAAUUAGGUGGCAAAAUCAAUAUAGAUUGCGAGAAUACAGGAUACAAAACAGAAUUAGAAUUUAAACUUAGACCAUUCUUAGGUGGUAGCGAUCACACGAAUUUAGUUGUUGGUAAAAUAAAAUUAGGAAAAGAAACUUUAGCUUCAAUACAAGGUCAUUGGGAUUCGGAAAUAUUUAUAAAAGAUACAAAAAGUUCUGAAGAAACAUUAUUGUUUGCAGCAAAUAAGGAAACAAAAAUGAAACGCUUGGUAAGACAUGUUGUACCUUUGGAAGCGCAAUUACCUACUGAAUCAGAAAAACUAUGGCUACAUGUGUCAGAUGCUAUAAAAAGGGAAGAUCAAAUUGCCGCUACUGAAGAAAAGACGGUGCUUGAAGAAGCACAGAGAAAUGGUGCUAAAGAACGAAAAGCGAUGUUAACUAAUUGGAUACCUGCACAUUUUCAACAGGAUAUUUUAACUGGACAGUGGAUUUAUAAAUAUGCCGAUUUACGUCCCUGGGAUCCACGGAAUGACGUUAAACAAUUCGAAUGCAAUUAUAAAGUAUUAACAAAAACCCGUCACCAAGCGCCUUUGGUUCGUACUACAAGUGUUCUUAGUGGUGAUCAAAUGCAUGUUGUAGUCACUGAUUCAAUACCAAUGCCUGUAAUCACAGCACAACGUAAAGUUAGAAAUAUGAUACAAGCAGAACAAAAUGUUUCGGACUCAAGUCAAUCGAAUGAUGAAGUGGUGUUGAAUGCAGUGACAGAUAAAUCUCUUAAAAGAUUAGCAACAUCAUUGGAUCAAGUCAAUAGAACUUUAGAAGAAAAUUCCCGACAAUUAAGAAUUAUAGAGCUUAAACUUGAACGUAUGGAAUAUGCACCGCCAUUUACGACUUGGAAAAAUCCUACUGAAACGGAUGUAGCAGUUUCGAAACUUAUGCGUGGGCUACCUAGUACAGUACCGCAGUCUUCUGUAGUAAAAGCUGUUGCAUAUGGUGUGAUCAGCGUAAUAUGUUAUGUUAUUCUAAAAUGGUUUUUUAAGUAAAAAAAAAUGUCUAUAUUGCAUGAAAUUUAAUACGCUUCCAUAUGGCUUAUGAAAAAAUAGAACCCUGCCUCAAAGAUAAAUAUGCUCUCAGGUUAUUGAUUACACGGUAUAAUUCACAUUAUAAAAUACGGUUUCAUUGCUUGAUCAUUUUCAAAAUUUAUUACUGUAAUCUAUGACGGCAAACUUUAUAUCCUUUCCACUAUAGAAAGAUUUUUAGUAUUAAAUUAAAAGAGUUUGUAAAUUUCUUUGUAAAAUUAUUUAAUCUAAAAUUAUUUGCAAUAUUUUAUAUAUAAUGCACUAAAUUUGUAGACUUGCUGACAUGUAUCAUUUAAG
Messenger RNA from Teleopsis dalmanni, 2064 nucleotides. RefSeq names its product oxysterol-binding protein-related protein 8-like. The transcript has 5 exons. Gene Ontology annotation, cellular component: membrane; intracellular membrane-bounded organelle; cytosol. The coding region runs from base 4 to 1731 and encodes 575 amino acids. NCBI's taxonomy places the organism in Eukaryota, Metazoa, Arthropoda, Insecta, Diptera, Diopsidae. Gene Ontology annotation, molecular function: cholesterol binding. The record is from RefSeq and is a predicted model, not a curated record.